Messenger RNA from Adineta steineri, 351 nucleotides. The record is from the annotation of a GenBank genome assembly. NCBI's taxonomy places the organism in Eukaryota, Metazoa, Rotifera, Eurotatoria, Adinetida, Adinetidae.
AUGCAAGUGCUCGUGGCUGCUUCUCAGAUGAGCGAAGAAGAGAUACAAGGACUUUACGAAGAAUUUAUAGAGGAAUGUCCAUCACGUAAAUUGGACAAAAAUCAGUUCACUAAAAUUUAUAAAAAAUUGAUUGAUGAUAGCAAUGAAGAUUUCUUAGUUGAGAUUGAUCGAUCAGGUGACGGACAAAUAAGUUAUGAUGAGUUAGUGGCAUAUCUUGAUUUAAGUUUUAAAUUAUUGGAACCGGAAAAAGCCAAGGAAUUGGAUCCAAAUUUGAUGGCGUUCGGUCUCUUUAAGAUGUUCGGUGUCGAUAAAGCAGAAAAAAUAAACAAGACACAAUUUGUAGAUGGGUAA